UCAACGUCACUUCCUUUCGCUUCUUGUGUGGUCGUUAGCAAGCUAACUAGCAAAGUAUCUACUCAUGGUAGAAUUUAGCAACAAAUGUACAAUUUCUAAUUUAUCCAAAUGACGGGUUUGUUAUAGCAGAAUUAUUUUUGUAAAUUAGCUUGAACUGUUGAAGUUGCUGUUUGAGUUAAUCUCGGAGGUCCCACAAUAACUGAUCAUGGCUAGCAGUGCUAAUGCUAACAACAUGAAUGCUGUCCGAGAAACGAUGGAUGUGCUGCUGGAGAUCUCUAGGCUGCUGAACACAGGGCUGGACAUGCAGUCUCUGUCUAUCUGUGUCAGGCUGUGUGAGCAGGGCAUCAACCCAGAGGCCCUGUCCUCUGUCAUCAAGGAGCUACGUAAAGCCUCCGAUUCACUAAAGGCCUCAGAAAACUGCACCAACUGAAGAUCCGAGACCGAUCCCAACAGAACAAUGCUGCUGAGUGGAAGUCUUUUCACGCUGUCAAGUUUCAAAAUAUUGCCAAAUAGUGAGCUUCUAUUACCCUGACCUAUUCCUCGUGCCUCUGUAUUUGACCCCUGGCUUCAUUUGAAGGAAAAUGGUGUGUGUAACAUUUGGUCUGUAAACGUCAGAGGCCAAUUCUCCUUGACUUUUGUGUUCCUGUCAUCAGCUUGGCGUGCAAUCUGACAAUAUGAAUGACUGCAAUGCCCAGAUAUCCAAUGUUUCAGUACCCCUCCCUCCCUCAGAAUCAUAUAGGUUGUCAGUCCAGUCGUCUCUCUUCUGACUGAAGGAUACAUUGAUUGGCACUCCCAAUCAUCACACAGUGCUACAAUGAUGGGUUGUUUUCGAUUCCUUUAUGGCUUUCUGGAUGUGUAAAAAAACUGUCAAUAAUUUAUUGAGAAUUGUGUUUGGUUUUAUAUGAAUUUAAUGUCUCUUUUUUCUUCAACAUCUGGCAUGUCAUUUUUUUUUUCAAAGUGUCCAGGAUUGUCAAUGAUGGAUUCAACUCAAGAUUAAAAGCAGUUGCAUUUUA
Molecule: messenger RNA, 1013 nt
Organism: Coregonus clupeaformis (lake whitefish)
Lineage: Eukaryota; Metazoa; Chordata; Actinopteri; Salmoniformes; Salmonidae
Product: mitotic-spindle organizing protein 1
Exons: 3
Coding region: 206-430 (74 amino acids)
Biological process (GO): mitotic spindle assembly; microtubule nucleation by interphase microtubule organizing center; gamma-tubulin complex localization
Cellular component (GO): spindle; interphase microtubule organizing center; centrosome
Source: RefSeq, a predicted model, not a curated record